GCCUACUGUCAGCGACCAUGAGCACUCUCACGAGCCACCUGCAGAACCUGGCCAGUGCGUUUGGCAUGCGCGGCAAUGUGAAACUGUUGACUGCAAAACUCAAAGACGGAGCGCCUUUGGCAUAUGGCAUCGCGCAAGUGGUGGACUCGGUUGGCGCGUUGGAGAGCAUGCUGACCUCACUUGCAGGGUCCAAGCAACUGGCGGUCGACGCUGAAGGCAUCAGUCUCGGACGCACCGGCAAGCUAUGCCUGCUGUCCAUCGCCCCGGCGCCGCCCCCCGGCGCACCCGCCGACACCCCGGCUCCCGUGUUCCUGCUGGACGUCAGCGCACUGGCCGCCACCGCUUUCAAGCACAGGCCUGCAGCUGGCACCUCCUCGGGGGCCGCUGGCGGCGGCGGGCCGGUGCGCACUCUGCAGGAGGUGCUGGAGUGCGGGCGUGUGACCAAGCUGCUGUACGACGUGCGCUGUGACGCGGAGGCGCUGUACCACCAGCACGGCGUCAGGCUGGGCGGAGCGGUGGACCUGCAGCUGGCAGAGGUGGCGUACCGGCGCUACGGCCCGGCCAUGCGGCGAGUGGGCUAUGUGGUGGGGCUGGCGCGGGCACUGGAGACGUACCUGAGCCCGGAGCUGCGGGAGCGCUGGCGGGCGACCCGGGUGGACAAGGGGGCGCUGAGGGACGCGUACGAGCGCGACCCGGGGUACUGGGACCGCCGGCCGCUGACGCAGGAGCAGGUGCGGUACGCCUCGGACGACGUGCUGUACCUGCACCACCUGCACGCCCAGUUCAAAGCCGCGCUGCAGCCAGUCAUCCUGGAGCGGGUGGCUCGCUUCAGUGACUACCGGAUACAGGACAGCAUCAAGCCCGCCGCCGCCAACACCAAUGAGGCGGCGCAGGACGCCAGCCGAGUUAUGGCGCCGGCGGGGCUGUGAUUGCAUGCCCCGAUGGAGAGUGGCGACCGGAGCGAUGCGGGCGGUCGGGUUGGACCCGUGCGGCACCCGUGCGGUUCAGUUCGAGCCGUGACGCAGGCCGCCCGUGACACGCCCGUGACCGGGUCGUUGG
Chlamydomonas reinhardtii is the source of this 1059-nucleotide messenger RNA. RefSeq lists its product as uncharacterized. Bases 18 to 929 code for a protein of 303 amino acids. Gene Ontology annotation, molecular function: 3'-5' exonuclease activity; nucleic acid binding. Lineage: Eukaryota; Viridiplantae; Chlorophyta; Chlorophyceae; Chlamydomonadales; Chlamydomonadaceae. The record is from RefSeq and is a predicted model, not a curated record. Gene Ontology annotation, biological process: nucleobase-containing compound metabolic process. The transcript has 7 exons.